UAUGCAUAUGUUAUAGCCUAUUUUAACAUACCACAGAAAACUAUUUAUUUUCUCCUAGGUUAAGCAUUGCUGUAAAGAAAACAAAUAUCAAAACCUUUGAAUCAUCGACAUUUGUCAUGGAAGAAACGGCGCAGUAAGAAGUGAGAGCACCUGACUCGCACAUCUGAACGGAGUCAUCGAGUCGUUUACCUUGAGGGUCUCAGUUUCCUCUGUGUUGUUAUUUACUAAUUAAAGAACUUUUUUUUUUUUUUUUUUUACUAAGAUUACAUUUAUUUUAUAUCCUGCAGCAAAAAGCCCAAAAGUAAGCGAGAGAGAAACGUAGCAUACACGAGAAAAUAACAUACUCCAGAAGAGGACAUGAAAUUCGACUGCUUUUUCGAAAGAAAGGGGACCAUGAAGCUGUUCCAUUCGCUUUUGUUACUGCUGUUGCUGCAUACCGGGGCACUUGGAGGGAGAAAAUACCGAGGCGGCCGUAACCCGCAGCCGCGGCGAGCACAGCCCUCCCCGUCGUACCGGGACCGGGGCGAGACCACCGAGAGCUUUUCCCUGGAUUUCACCGCAGUUGAAGAAAACAUGGACAACUUCAUGACCCAGGUGAAGAACCUCGCCCAGUCCCUCUACCCGUGCUCGGCUCAAAAGCUUGACUAUGACAUGAAGCUACAUUUUUUGGAAAAUACAACAGUCACGUGCAACGACGGAACUCCAGCAGGGUACUACCUGAAGGAGUCCAAGGGCAGCAGACGAUGGCUGGUCUUUCUCGAAGGCGGAUGGUACUGCUUCAACAAAGAGAACUGUGACAGCCGAUACGAGACGAUGAGACGGCUCAUGAGCUCCACCCAGUGGCCGCUCACCAGAACAGGCACAGGCAUUCUGUCUCCACAGCCUGAGGAAAACCCUCACUGGUGGAACGCAAACAUGGUCCUCAUUCCCUACUGCUCCAGUGAUGUGUGGAGUGGAGUCACAGCCAAGACGGAGGAAAGUGGUUAUGCCUUCAUGGGAUCUCUGAUCAUUAAGGAGGUGGUGAAGGAGCUGCUGACGAAGGGCCUGGACAAUGCCAAGGUGCUACUUCUGGCUGGGAGCAGUGCCGGAGGGACGGGGGUGCUGCUGAAUGUGGACCGGGUUGCGGAGCAGCUAGAGGAACUGGGCCACACAGGGGUCCAGGUGAGGGGGCUGUCCGAUUCGGGCUGGUUCCUGGACAACAAGCAGUACCGCUGCACCGACUGCGUGGACACCAUCAGCUGCGCCCCCACCGAGGCCAUCAAGAGAGGGAUCAAGUACUGGGGCGGAGUGGUCCCAGAGCGCUGUAAGCAGAUUCAUGAGGGAGAGGAGUGGAACUGCUUCUUUGGAUACAGAGUCUACCCCACGUUAAAGAGCCCCGUGUUUGUGGUGCAGUGGCUGUUUGACGAGGCCCAGCUGACGGUGGACAACAUCCACCUGACAGGGCAGCCGGUGCAGGAGGGCCAGUGGCGCUACAUCCAGAACCUGGGCGAGGAGCUGAGGAACACCCUCAAAGACGUCCCGGCCAUGUUUGCUCCGGCCUGCUUGUCGCACGAGGUGAUCACGAGAGGCUACUGGAUCGACAUCCAGGUGAAAGGAACCUCCCUGCCCAGGGCGCUGCACUGCUGGGACCGCAGUCUCCACGAGAGCAACAAAAACAACAAGACCCCGCCCAGGGGCUGCCCCAUUCACCUGAUUGACAGCUGCCCCUGGCCACACUGCAACCCCACGUGCCCGACCAUCCGGGACCAGUACACCGGCCAGGAGAUGAACGUCAUCCAGUUCCUCAUGCACAUGGGCUUCGACGUGCAGAAGAUGGCACAGCAGCAGGGCAUGGAUCCCAGCCAGCUUCUGGGCAUGCUCAGUAGCGGCAGCUAAAACCCACGCCACCUCCAUCCAUCGUUCGCUUCGUCACCCCGUCCAGUCCCACCGAGCCCCGCCCCCGCCUGUCUCAUUCCCUAACCAUCAUCACACACCAAAAAUCCCUCUCCACCCUGAUCCCUCCAGCCCUUCACCCGACUGCUACAUUCUGCUGACCAUUCGUCUUCAAUUCCUGUUUACAGAGGUCCAGCUCCUCACUCGUUCACUUCCACUGUCACUCUUCUCUGUUCCCAGCCUUACCCCGAAUACCGCCAUAAUCCUGCCCUCCAACUCCCACCUCCAAUUCUGCCCAUUGCCCUCAGAGAGAUGGCAAAGUACCUUACACCAAUCUGUCUUUGAGUUUGCAAGUACGCACAAGGAAAAGAAAAAAUAUAGCUUGGCUUCAUGUUGUGUUGCACCAAGGAAGUUAGGUUGGUCCCGGAUCUUUCUUUUGCUUCCCCAAUACAUUGUGCAUAACUCAUCUGUUUUCUUCUCUUGAGUCAUCAGUUCCAGGAAUGGUGACCUUGUGUGAACCACUGUGGGCUUUCAUUGCUUGUGGUGGUGUGGGCUUUCUAUGUAUUUGAAGUAUUUCUCAGAAUUUAGGAACUACUUCGUGUGGAGAAGCAGAAGAGUAUGUGAUUUUACUUGUGUAUCACCAGCUGAUAGACAGAUGGGUGUAUACAACCAUCAACAUACACCAUCAGAGGGGGGCAAUGAAAUCUACCUUCAUUCUCAUGCUUGCAUCACCUUGAGUCCUACCAUGACCACACCUUCCAUCUUCAGCUCUGCCCUAACUCUCACCAUGACCACACCCUCCAGCUCCAACUCCACCUUCAUUCUCAGUAUGACCACACCUUCCACUUUCAGCUCUACCUUAACUCCAACUAUGACCACACCCUCCAUCCCCAGCUCCGCCUUCAUUCUCAGUAUGACCACACCCUCCAUCUCCAGCUCCACCUUCAUUCUCAGUGUGACCACACCCUCCACCUCGAGCCCCGCCCUUGCUCUUACCCUGUCUGUCCCCUCCCCUUCAGGAAUCUGUUCUGUACUCAGUUCUGAAGAGUGACGGAGGGGAAAGUAUUAAGUCUCGUAACAAAACACAUCCGUCUGCUACUCUUUUUCCUUUAAAAUGAUCUUUUGGUUGUAAAAGAAGAAA
Messenger RNA from Megalops cyprinoides (Indo-Pacific tarpon), 3013 nucleotides. Its product is annotated as palmitoleoyl-protein carboxylesterase notum1a-like. The transcript is spliced from 11 exons. Lineage: Eukaryota; Metazoa; Chordata; Actinopteri; Elopiformes; Megalopidae. The coding region runs from base 358 to 1875 and encodes 505 amino acids. The record is from RefSeq and is a predicted model, not a curated record. Gene Ontology annotation, molecular function: hydrolase activity.